Molecule: messenger RNA, 4479 nt
Organism: Phycodurus eques (leafy seadragon)
Lineage: Eukaryota; Metazoa; Chordata; Actinopteri; Syngnathiformes; Syngnathidae
Gene: myt1la
Product: myelin transcription factor 1-like, a
Exons: 23
Coding region: 256-4017 (1253 amino acids)
Biological process (GO): regulation of transcription by RNA polymerase II
Cellular component (GO): nucleus
Molecular function (GO): RNA polymerase II cis-regulatory region sequence-specific DNA binding; zinc ion binding; DNA-binding transcription factor activity, RNA polymerase II-specific
Source: RefSeq, a predicted model, not a curated record
CCUCCUUCAUCCCUCUUGCCCUCCCUCCCUCCAGUGAAGGCAUGGACAGAUAGCGCGCGACAAAAGGUAGAGAGCAAGUGGAGAGACACAGAGGAAGUGUGCACACGUUCCGGCUCUGAGGAGCGAGAGGCAGAGGAGAGGAAGAAGAGUCACCGCCUGCAUCGUUUCUUUUCUGAAGAUGAGGGGAACGAGCGAGAAGGAGAAGGUCUGAACGUUUUUGCCAUCUGCACUCUGCGCUCAAGCUGGUCCAGCCAGAUGGAGGUGAAUGCAGCAGACAAACGCCAUCGAACGAGAUCCAAAGGAGCGCGAGCCAUCGUGGAGGCCGUGACGCAGGAACUAUUCAGCUGUCCAACGGCAGGCUGCGACGGUUCCGGCCAUGUCAGCGGCAAGUACGCCAGACACCGCAGCGUGUACGGAUGCCCACUGGCUAAGAAGAGGAAGGCUCUAGAAAAACAACCGCUGGAGCCACCCAACAAGAGGAGAACCUUUAUCGCCUCCUGCCUGGGUGAGGAGGACGAGGAGGGGGACGAGUUGGAAGACGAGUUGGAGGACGAAGAUGCCAACUACCACGAUGAAGGUUUAGAGGAGGGGGAGCAAGGAGAAGUCAUGGAGGACGAAGACCACGAGGACGGACGUGAGAGGGGCGAGGAGGAGGAAGAGGAGGAUGUCAGGGAUGAGGAAGAGGAGUUCUAUGAUGACAACGAGGAGGAAGAAGAGGAGCAGCCCGAGGAGGACGCCACGCUGGCAGGAGCGCACAACGAGAUGGAGGACGAGGAAGAGGAAGAGGAGGACCUCAAUCAUCAGCAGGUUGACUACCAACCAAGUGGACAAUCAAAGCUUAUUCCGCUCCAUAAGGACGACAACAAUAACCACAGUUGUACCGCGGGUCCUAGUCCCGUUUUUAGCCCAGGUCCUGGUACCGGGCUCGGUCCCUGCGAUGAGUUUGAGAACUAUGACGAGCUGGUGGCCAAGUCUCUACUCAACUUGGGCAAGAUCGCAGAAGACGCGGCGUACCAGGCCCUGACUGAGUCUGAGAUGAACAGCAACUCGUCUAACAGCGGCGACGAGGACGACGAAGACGGCAGCGAGCGUGGCGAUAGGAAGGCCGACCUCAGCGUGGACCUGGACAGCGAUGUGGUCAGGGAGACGGUGGACUCGCUCAAGCUCCUGGCGCAGGGCCACGGCGCAGUGCUGCCCGACGACGGCUACACCGACGUCGGCCUCAACGGGCGCACCAGCAUGGGAGGCGGCGGCGGCGGCGGCGGCCACGCCGAGGAGAGCGAGGAGGAAGUGUGUCUCAGUAGUCUGGAGUGUCUGAGGAAUCAGUGCUUCGACCUGGCCCGCAAACUCAGCGAGACACACCCGGCCGAUCGCCCCGCGCACCACCAUCAACUGCACAACCAUGCCGACCAGCAGGGGGCGCUCCACCUCAACAGGUACGACGUUUGCCAGUCGGGAUGUCAGGAUGACUGCAGCCCUCCCGAGCGUACCUUCUCCGACAUGGUGAACCUGCUGAAGCUGGAGGAGCAGCUGAGCCCGGCGUCCCGAGGUUACCCGACCAGCUGCAGCCAGGAGGGUGACGAGGACACCACGUCGGUUGCCUCGGAGCGCUCCGACGAUACCUUUGACAUGGCCAAGGGGAACCUGUCGCUGCUGGAGAAGGCCAUCGCGCUGGAGUCGGAGCGCGCCAAAGUCAUGAGGGACCGCCUGGUCUCGGAACACAAGCACCCCAGACGAGACCACCACCACCAUCUUCAUCACCACCAUCACCAACACCACCGCGGACAUGGAGAGCACAGGCUGGGUGGAGGCGAGGAACGCAAGUCGAGGAUGCAUCACGACAGCCUUAAGAGGGCCUACAACCCCAAAGAAUCCUCGCGAGGGGAGAAGAAGGAGAGCAAGUGCCCGACGCCGGGCUGCGACGGCACGGGUCACGUGACCGGUCUGUACCCGCACCACCGCAGCCUGUCCGGGUGUCCUCACAAAGACCGCGUACCCCCUGAGAUCCUUGCCAUGUAUGAGAAUGUUUUAAAGUGCCCGACCCCCGGCUGCUCUGGACGGGGUCAUGUCAAUAGCAACAGGAACUCGCAUCGCAGUCUAUCGGGUUGUCCAAUUGCGGCGGCCGAGAAGAUGGCAAAGGUGCACGAGAAAAGUCACGUGAUCGACAGUGGCGGCAGCAAGUCCAAUCAGACGUCAGACCGCGUCCUCAGGCCCAUGUGCUUUGUGAAGCAACUGGAGAUUCCUCAGUACGGAUACAAGAACAACGUUCCCACCAGCACGCCGCGCUCCAACCUGGCCAAGGAGCUGGAGAAGUACUCCAAGACCAGCUACGAUUACGGCGGCUACGAGGGUCAGCACGGUGGCUACGGCAGGAGGGGCCCGCUCGGCAAGUCCCACCAUGGUCGGGAUACCUCCCCCAAGGCGUAUGAUGCCAAGCGUUACAGUAAAACGUCGAGCCCGGCCAGCAGUACUACCAGCAGCUACGCUCCCAGCAGCAGCAGCAGCAGCGGUGGCGGGCCAGGCGGCGACGUCGGCGGCGACCUGGGCGCCGGCUUGGCUCUGGGCGGCGACGGCAGCCACGGGGGCGGGAGCAGCGCCAGCAGCACGUGCAGCAAAAGCAGCUUCGACUACACGCACGACAUGGAGGCGGCGCACAUGGCCGCCACCGCCAUCCUCAACCUGUCCACCAGGUGUCGCGAGCUUCCGCACACUGUGGGAGGAAAAACACACAGCAUGAUGACGCAGAGCGCGGUGGGCGACCUGGAUGACGAUGAUGGCGACGGUGUUGACGUGGGCGGGCAGCCCGGCGGGCCCGAGGGCAGCGAGACGGUGCUGACACCCCUGCAGCCGAUGUCCCCACAGCGCCAGGCCCUGCUCAACAGCCACCGAUACCAGCUGAGCCAGGCCGACUGCUGGGACCUCCCGCUGGACUACACCAAGAUCAAACGUGUGGACGAGCACCAACACAAGGAGGGCGACGAGCUGGAUGCCUUCCACGAGCUGCUGGACGAGCAGCACUACCCGGCGGAUUUAAGCGGUUCGCCCAGCCCCAAGCACCACAAGUACUCGCCCUGCAAGGAGGCCAAGAAGGAGCUCCUCACGCUGUCCAGCUGCCAGCUGGACAAGAACCUGAGAGGAAUGAUGGCCUCCAGCACGCAAGAGCUCAGGUGUCCCACGCCCGGCUGUGACGGAUCGGGCCACAUCACGGGAAACUACGCCUCCCACAGGAGCCUGUCCGGUUGUCCUCGAGCCAAAAAGAGCGGCAUCAAAAUCCUCCACAGCAAAGAAGAUAAAGACGAGCAGGAGCCCAUCAAGUGUCCGGUGCCAGGCUGUGACGGCCAAGGUCACGUUACCGGGAAGUACGCCUCCCACCGCAGCGCGUCGGGCUGCCCCCUGGCGGCCAAACGGCAGAAGGACAGCUAUGUGAACGGCGCUCAAUUGGCCUGGAAGUCCAGCAAGACGGACGGCAUGACAUGUCCCACGCCGGGCUGCGACGGCUCGGGCCACGUCAGCGGAAGCUUCCUGACCCACCGGAGUCUCUCCGGUUGUCCCCGGGCCACCUCGGCCAUGAAGAAGGCAAGGAUGAGCGGUGUGGAGAUGCUGACAAUCAAGCAGAGAGCCAGCAAAGGCAUUGAAAACGACGAGGAAAUCAAACAGCUAGACGAAGAAAUAAAAGACAUCAACGAGUCCAACAAUCAAGUGGAGUCUGAUAUGAUUAAACUGAGGACGCAAAUCACCACGAUGGAGAGCAGCCUGAGGUCGAUGGAGGAGGAGAACAAGGUGAUCGAGCAACAGAACGACUCACUGCUGCAUGAGCUGGCCAACCUCAGCCAGUCGCUCAUCAACAGCCUGGCCAACAUCCAGCUGCCGCACAUGGAGCCGAUGAACGAGCAGAACCUUGACACGUACGUGAACACUCUGACGGACAUGUACACCCACCAGGACCAGUACACAAGCCCGGAGAACAAGGCGCUGCUGGAGAACAUCCGACAGGCCGUGCAGGGCAUCCAAGUGUAGCUCCGCCGAUAAUGCCAACACCACCACAAACAAACAAAGGUUGUUAUUAUUUUGUUUUGUUUUUUUGCUGCUGCUGUAACCUACCGUCGCUCCGCUGUCACAUUUACACCAUCACCACUUUAGAUUGUUUUUAUUUUUUUUUUAAAUCACCUCACUUUGUUUGGGUCAAACAUCCAACUUUUGUACAUUUUCAUACGACCUGAUAAAAUGUGACGUAUAGCUGCUAAUGUAUUUAUCUAUUUAUUGAUUGAUUGAUUGAUGGUCAACGUGAAGAGCAAUCAAAACAAGAGAGAAUAGUUCAAACAGUGUAGGAGACAAUCUGCCAUUGAUUGAUUGAUUGAUUGUUUGAUUGGUUAAUAAGCCACGUGGAUGAGCUGGUAGGACAGCAAUAUUGGCAUGAUUUAUUCAGAUGCAAUCUAUAUUUAAAAAAAAAAAAAAGUUUGGGUAUAUGCAAUUUCUUAU